This is a messenger RNA of Chelonia mydas (Green sea turtle), 3010 nucleotides long. RefSeq names its product zinc finger protein 629-like. The record is from RefSeq and is a predicted model, not a curated record. The transcript has a single exon. Lineage: Eukaryota; Metazoa; Chordata; Testudines; Cheloniidae. The coding region runs from base 1886 to 3010 and encodes 374 amino acids.
CGCCGCUGCAUCGAUAGCUGCCCGUCGAUCGGGUAAUGUAAAUAAGCCCUGAGUAUGUUGCCUCUAUGGCACUGGCUGAGUGACUUCAAAAUGGUGACUCAGAGCAAGUGGAGGUAAAAUGUAUAACCAGUAGAAUUUAUGGCUAAUUUAUACUCCCCCCGUUCCAAAUCCUGCCUCCCUGAGUAUCUAUCUGAGGUGAAUCCCAGCCUUUUUUUGCCAGGGGUUUUCUGUAGCAGACUCCUCAUAAAGUCCGUUUACAUCUAUCCCUCUGUCCCUCUUUUAUCCUCUCCUUUUCUCUCUGACUACUUCUUCUCUUCCCGCCCCAACAUAAAACAAAUACACAGACCUUUUAGGUACAUGUCCUUUGCUGGGGGAGCAAGUCCCGCCCCUUGCAUCUGGGCCAUGACAUGGGAAAUGUUUAUUAUGGUCCAACACCAGCAGCUUUUUCCUUCCUUCUGCAGUUGCGCAAUGGGCCUUUCAGCGCAGCUGGUGCUGAGCAGUGGUUGCUUGUUGUUUCAGGUGGCAGUGACACCUGAUCAGGUGGCCAAAUAUUUCUCUGAGGAGAAUGGGACUCUCUUCGAUGAAGGGAAGUAGGACUUCUGCAGGGAUACCAUGCAGGAAAUUUACUAUACUCUAGUCUCCCUGGGUAAAGCUAUACUUUCUCUUGUUUGCUAGAAUGCUCUGUGAAGUUCCCAGUUUGGCUUUUGCUCAGGGCUCUUCUCUGUCUUUUAUAUUUCUGGUGGAUCAACACCCUGUGUGAAAGGAAACUUCAAAACGCUAUGUGAGUGCAAAUCCACCCAAUUCAUCCCAAUGCCAAGAAUUUUCUAAGGAGGAAGAAUGGCUCUGUGUUUUGUGUCUUUGUCAGUGUACUGAAAUGAUACGUAUGAAGAAUUAUUCUACUCCCCUCCUACCCCAGUGCCAGACACAUGCUCAUAAUAAGAUUGGCUUCAUCCUGGAAAGGGAGCGCUGGUCUUUCAAGGCUGAGGAAGCCAUUCUCCAUUCCAAUGCGGUGCACUGUUCAGGAACUGGCAAGUGGCAUAAUAAGUGUGCACCAUGAGUCCCUAUGUAGGGAAGUUGUGAUAGCUUCUAAACAUCUUCCCAUCAGUUUUGGAUUACAUGUCCACUCCAACAAAGAAUGGGUGUGAGUUUAACCUCACAAGGCCAUAUUCUAAUUUACUUACGCAUGCUGAGUAGUAUCUUACUCCACGGAUACUCCCUCUGGAGUCAGUAGGACUAUUUAUGGAGAAAGCUCUAGGCCAAUAUGAGUAAAGGUGUCAGAAUCUGGUCCAUGGUCUUCUUUGUAAGUCCUCAGUGAUUUGUUUCCUAAACAGUGAUAUCACCUGCUUUUCUUCCUGUGAUCAGGAAUUACGAUAUCCAAACCUGAUGUGAUCUCCUGUAUGAAACAAGGGGAAGAGACUUGUUUUCCAAAUCUCCAGGUCUCUGUGGAUACGGUGAUCCCGAAAGGUUUCUCUUCAGGGGAGGAAUGAGCAUAAGCAAUCUGAAACAAUUAGAGUAUAAAUAAGAAGAUGGAAUUUCAGAAAAGCCAGCAUGAGACCUUCAGAUUCUGUCUCAAAUAAUAUAGUCCUCUCUUGUUCCAAUUGCCGUCAUAUCCUUGUUGCAGAUGUCACGCAGGGCUUUUUAUCAGUACUGAUUGACGUCCUUCCCUGCACCUUAAUAUUCAAAUGGGGUUUAUAAGCACAAUUUGUCCCCUUCUGACACUCUGAUCAAGAAUUAUGAAGAUUUGGCUCCUAAAUAUUUAUCCCUCUUAUCUUAUUCUGAUUUGGGAUUGUGAUUUUGAAGUUUACCUAUUCCGCACUUGUAUUUGUCCCAAGUACACAGAUCAUGUGCGUAUUUUCUUUUUAUUCCAAAAGAUGAGGCAUUCUUGAUGGAGAGGCUUCUGCUGGAUUCUCCUUCUCAUAAAGGAGCUGAGCCAGUGGAAACACAAGAGACAUUGUUGGAAAGAUCCAACAAUACUAUUUCCCAAACUUCUGACUGGGGAAAAGUCUACGACAGUGAGUGCAAGUCAGAAAGUGAGACGAAAACCCCUGUGUGGAAGAGCCACGGUAAAACCACUCACCAGGAAAUAAGUUUCAAGAACCUCAAAGAAAUGAGUCUUUGCCAGAAAUCCCCCAUAGGGGAGAGACUGGGCACAUGGAGCGAAUGUAGGGAAAACAUCAAUCAGAGCUUGGAGCUUAUUCAACAUCAGAGAACCCACAUGGGAGAGAGAGCUGUUAAAUAUACUGAGUGUGGGAAAAGCUUCCAGGAGAGCUCCCCACUUACAUCUCAUCAGAGACUUCACAGAGGAGAGGCACCCUACAGAGGUAAGGUGUGUGGGAAAAGCUUCAGUGCCAACACGGACCUCGUUAACCGCCAGAGAACCCAUGCAGGAGAGAGAUGCUACCAGUGUGCUGAGUGCGGGAAAAGCUUUGGUCAGCGUUCCCAUUUUAUCAAGCACCAGAGAACCCACAAAGGGGAGAGAUCCUAUACAUGCCCUGAGUGUGGGAAGAGCUUCAGCACCAACAUGCACCUUAUUAACCACCAGCGGAUCCACAUGAGAGAGAGACCCUGCCAGUGUGCUGAGUGCAGGAAGGGCUUCAGCCAGCGCUCGCGCCUCAUUCAUCAUCAGAGCACCCACUCGGGAAAGAAACCCUACACUUGUAAGGAGUGUGGGAAAAGCUUCAUUCAGAGCUCAGACCUCCUGCGACACCAGAUACUCAUGACACUCACAAGGGUAAGAGACCCUAUAAAUGCCCCCAGUGCGGGAAAAGCUUCAGCCAGAGAGUACACCUUGUUAGAUAUCAGAGAAUCCACAAAGGGGAAAGCCCCUAUAGAUGUACACAGUGUGGGGAAAGCCUCCGAAACAAGGCGCUUCUGUUAUUGCAUCAGAGUCUCCACGUGGAGUGGAAAUCAGGGGGCAGCUUCAUUUUUAGGUGCAUCAGUCAUUCUUCCAAUUAACAAAAUACAUCCUCUGGAGCAGAGAGCAUUGGAGGGAGAGCAAGCAUGUUCCUGA